Microthlaspi erraticum is the source of this 2034-nucleotide messenger RNA. The record is from the annotation of a GenBank genome assembly. Lineage: Eukaryota; Viridiplantae; Streptophyta; Magnoliopsida; Brassicales; Brassicaceae.
AUGGCUGUUACCCUGGAAGUUUUCCCGGCGAGAAAACGGCGUCCGUUCGUCGUCGGGUCUCUCGAUUCUCCUCCGAAGAUAUCAGAUACCAAAUUAGUCCGGUCACUUCUCCUCGCGUCACAAGAGAUUUCCUCUAUGCAACCUCUCCGUUUCAUCCUGCGACGGAAUUCUCUCUCCGUCAUCCGCAAGGCGAAGAUACUAGCGACGGUUUUCGACGAGCUUCUCCGAUCUCCGAUAACCUACUCGCAAUCCGCUCAGCUCUGCUUCGAGGAAAUGCAAAUCGUGAUGCAACGUAUCAAAACUCUGAUCGAAGACUGCUCAAGGUCAAGCAAACUCUGGCUGCUCUUACAGAUCGAAAACGUUUCCUUCAGUUUCCAAGAGCUCACCACAGAUUUAUCCACCGUCCUCGAUAUUUUACCGGUCAAUGACUUCAACCUCAGUGACGACGCCGAAGAUCUCAUCGUCCUCCUCAGAAAACAAUGCUCCAAUUCGAUUCAGUUCGUCGACCCUCGCGACGAUGCUCUCCGACGAAAAGUCACCGAUACAAUCGACGGAAUCAAGCAUCGAACCACUCCGGAUCAAUCGAAACUAAUCGAGAUUUUCACCGAUUUGGGUUUCCCCGAUUCCGCUAGUUUAAACGACGAAAUCCAGAGAUUGGAAGAUGAAACUCAUGAUCAGAUCGACGAGAGAUCCAAAUCGUCGGCUUCCUCCCUCAUCGGACUCGUGCGAUACACAAACUGCGUUCUAUACGGUCCAUCGACGCCAUCACCACCUCCUCCUCAUCCUGAUUUCCGCCGCUACAAAUCGUUAUCAGACGCAAACAUCCCGGCGGAUUUCCGAUGUCCGAUCACACUAGAGCUAAUGAGAGAACCGGUGGUGGUUUCCACCGGCCAGACUUACGAUCGAGAAUCGAUCGAUCUCUGGAUCCAAUCAGGUCACAACACUUGCCCCAAAACAGGCCAAGUCCUUAAACACACUAACCUCAUACCUAACCGCGCAUUGAAGAAUCUGAUCGUCAUGUGGUGCCGUGAUCAGAAGAUACCGUUUGAGCUAUACGGAGACGGUGGCGUUGGGUCGUCUCCUAUUCCAUGCAAGGAGGCGGAGGAGUUUACGAGGAUGAUGGUUUUGUUUUUGAUCGAUAAGCUCUCCGAGGCAGAGCCAAACGGUGUCGUUUUCGAGCUUCGCGCUCUCGCUAAGUCAGACUCGGUGGCUCGAGCAUGCAUAGCCGAGGCUGGAGCCAUACCGAAGCUGGUACGUUAUCUAGGCUCGAAGUCUCCGAGCCUGCAGAUAAACGCUGUGACGACGAUUCUCAACCUCUCCAUCUUGGAACUGAACAAAACAAGGAUCAUGGAAACAAACGGAGCUUUAAACGGCGUUAUUGAGGUUUUGCGUUUUGGCGCCACGUGGGAAGCUAAAGCAAACGCAGCCGCGACUUUGUUCAGUUUGGCUGGCGUUUCCGCUUACAAACGAAGACUCGGGAGAAAGACACAUGUCGUGAACGGAUUGGUUGACUUAGCAAAAAUGGGUCCCACGAGCUCGAAAAAAGACGCGCUCGUGGCUAUACUGAACUUGGCGGCGGAGAGAGAGAACGUGGGGAAGUUCGUUGAAGCUGGGGUGGUGGAGGCCGCUAGAGAUGCGUUCCGGGAGCUGCCGGAGGAGGCGGUGGCGGUUGUGGAGGCGAUUGUGAGGAGAGGAGGACUCAUGGCGGUGUCAGCAGCAUUUGGUCUGAUAAAGCUAUUGGGGGAGUUGAUGAGGGAAGGAGCGGAUACAACGAGGGAGAGUGCAGCGGCGACGUUGGUGACGAUGUGCCGGAAAGGAGGGUCGGAGUUAGUGGCGGAGCUGGCGGCGAUUCCAGGGAUUGAGAGGGUUAUAUGGGAGAUGAUAGGGACGGGAACGGCGAGGGGAGGAAGGAAAGCUGCAUCAUUGAUGAGGUACUUAAGGCGAUGGGCUGCCGGAGAUACUCAUGAGACAGCGGCGGAGACACAGAGCAUCGUUGUGCCAACGCCUAAUAGGAUUUUUAAUCCUGUUUUGUGA